AUUAUUUAAUAAUAUUAAUUAAUAACAUACAUUAUUGAAUAGUUUGAUGUUAUUUAAAAAAAUAUUAAGAGGUUAAGUUGAGAGUAAAAAAUAAAAAUACUUGUGAUAACUAAGUAAAUAGACAAUCGAGGAGGUGUAUAAUGUACGUGUCUGUUAGAAAGAGUUAACUUGAUGAAAUUACAGUGUCACAUUACUUAAGUGCUCAGCAAAACGUGAAUUUGGUGCUUAAUACGAUUGAAUGUCAACGAACGGUACUUUCCUUUGAAAAUUACAACGUACGAAAUACUAGUUAAAAAAUGUGUCGUAUGUGUGAAAAAUGAGUUAAAAAGUAUAUUGAAAAAUAUGUUAAUUAAAUAUUAGGGUUUUUAUCCAGCAGAAAAUUAGCAUAUCUAUUUUACAACAACCGAAUGUAAAUAAAAAAAUGCUAUGGCAGCCUUAGAGCCACAUAAUAAUGAAGAUGAUGGAAAUCCUGAGACUGAAUCAGAAGCCAGUAGUCUUUAUCAAUGUGGAUCGGUUAUUUCAACCGUACCUGAUAGACAUGGAUUUUUGGGAGGAUCACAAUAUAGCCCUGAAAGAAAGCAAGCAAUUCCACCUGAAGUAAUUCUAAGAAGAGAGAGAAAAUGGAUUCGGAUGCUAAAUAAUUGGAAUAAUUUUAUGUCACAUCAUUAUCGAAAAGUAAGAGAAAGAUGUAGAAAAGGAAUUCCGCCCUCAGUGCGACUUAGAGCGUGGUUAAAUUUAUGUGGAGGGCAAUUAUUGUUAAAUGAAAAUCCACAUUUAUAUGAAGAACUGAUAAAAAGACCAGGAGAUCCUAAAUACAUUGAAGACAUUAAAAAAGACCUACAUCGACAGUUCCCUCAGCAUGAGAUGUUUGUUGACAAUGGCCCAGGCCAACAAGAACUAUUUCAAGUGUUGAAAGCGUAUUCUAUUUUAAAUAGUAAAGUAGGAUACUGUCAAGCCCAAGCGCCUAUUGCAGCCUUUCUUCUAAUGCAUAUGCCAGCGGUCCAAGCUUUUUGGUGUCUUGUAGCUGUAUGCGACAAAUAUUUAGUUGGAUAUUACAGUCAAGGAAUGGAAACACUCCAGAGAGAUGGUGAUAUUCUUUUUGCUCUUUUGAAAAAAGUUUCUCCGGUUGCCUACAAACAUCUCAAAAAACAAAAGAUGGAACCAUGUCUCUACAUGACAGAAUGGUUUUUAUGCGUUUACACAAGAACAUUACCGUGGGAAAGCAUUUUACGAAUUUGGGAUAUGUUCCUAUGUGAAGGAGUGAAAAUUAUCUUUAAAGUUGGACUAGUAUUACUAAAAGGAUGUUUGGGAAGGACAUCACUUGUUAAACGAUGCCCUACAAUGUAUGAAACCCUUCAAGUAUUGAGGAACCCCCCUCAAGAAAUUAUGGAAGAAGAAGCACUAGUUUAUCAGAUUAUGAGACUGAAUUUGAGCGAAGAAGACUUUGAAUAUGAACAUCAAAGGCAAGUUAUGAGAAGAAAGAUGAAACAACAAAAAGAUCAAUCUUCCAAUACUAUUCCUAAUGGAAUUGAAUAAAGAUCGAUGCUCUAUUAUUAAACAAUAAAAAAGACAACAAAGUAAAAAUUAAUAUCACGGGCGUGCCUUCCAUGCAAUAAUAUGUAAUAAAAUGUGUAAUAUUAAAUUAUAGAGUAGUAGACAAAGAUUAACAUAACUAUUACUAGUAUGAGAAAUAAUAAAACUAUUUAUCAACGGUUCACGCACAUUCCCUGUAUUAAAUAAAAACUAUACAUUGUAAUAAUUUAAAAAAUCACAUUGGGAUAAUUAUUUAUAUAUAAAUAUUCACAAUUAUCUCUAUAUUUAAUAUAUACUGUAAUAAAGUAUAUUUAUAACUGAAUUCAAUUUGACAAAAAUUUUUUCAUUGUAAUCUACUAAUUAUUAAGAUUUUCUUUUUUUUUUUAAAUUGUGUACGAAGUAUUUGAUAUGU
Molecule: messenger RNA, 1945 nt
Organism: Chelonus insularis
Lineage: Eukaryota; Metazoa; Arthropoda; Insecta; Hymenoptera; Braconidae
Gene: wkd
Product: whacked
Exons: 5
Coding region: 427-1536 (369 amino acids)
Source: RefSeq, a predicted model, not a curated record